Chrysemys picta bellii (western painted turtle) is the source of this 2669-nucleotide messenger RNA. It is a transcript of the gene IGFBP4, whose product is annotated as insulin like growth factor binding protein 4. Gene Ontology annotation, biological process: regulation of insulin-like growth factor receptor signaling pathway. Gene Ontology annotation, cellular component: extracellular region. The record is from RefSeq and is a predicted model, not a curated record. Gene Ontology annotation, molecular function: insulin-like growth factor II binding; insulin-like growth factor I binding. NCBI's taxonomy places the organism in Eukaryota, Metazoa, Chordata, Testudines, Emydidae.
CUCGGCUCGGCUCGCACAGGCAGUGCGGAGUCUGGAUGGCUGCUGGCCGGGCUGAGAGCAGGCUGUGAAGCCCUCUCCUCUCCGUGCGUCUGGGGGGCAACCCGGCUGGGACCCUGCUGCCUUCCUUGGCCUGCGCGCUCCCUCUCCCCCCUGCCCUCGGCUGGCUGGUCCGUUAUUCGCCAUAGCGCCCGGUCCGUACGCCCGCUCGCCAUGCCCUCAGGCGGCCUCUCCGUGGUGCUGCUGCUGGCCACCAUGGGCCUGUGUGUCAGCGACGAAGCCAUCCACUGCCCGCCCUGCUCGGAGGAGAAGCUGACCCGUUGCAAGGCGCCCGUGGGCUGCGAGGAGCUGGUGCGAGAGCCGGGCUGCGGGUGCUGCGCCACCUGCGCCCUGAGCAAAGGGACGCCCUGCGGGGUUUACACUGCCCGCUGCGGCUCCGGGCUGCGCUGCUACCCGCCCCGGGGGGUGGAGAAACCCCUGCACACGCUGAUGCACGGGCAGGGCGUCUGCACUGAGCUGUCUGAGAUCGAGUCCAUGCAGGAGAGCCUCCAGCCGGCAGAUAAGGAGGAGAUCGACCACCCCAACAACAGCUUCAGCCCAUGUAGCAUCCAGGACCGGAAAUGUCUCCUGAAGCAGCAGGCAAAAACCCGCGACCGGGUGAACAGUGGCGUGAAGAUGAGGAGCAACGGGAACUCGCAUCAUCGGGAGGAGACGAGGCAGAUAGCCCAGGGGUCGUGCCAGAGCGAGCUGCAUCGAGCACUGGAGAGGCUGGCCGCAUCCCAGACCCGCACCCACGAGGACUUGUACAUCAUCCCCAUCCCGAACUGCGAUCGCAACGGCAACUUCCACCCCAAACAGUGUCACCCGGCCCUGGACGGGCAGCGUGGGAAGUGUUGGUGCGUGGACCGGAAAACUGGCCUUAAGCUGUCGGGAAGCCCGGAGCUGAAGGGCGACUUGGAUUGCCACCAGUCUGUGGACGGCGUGCGAGAGUGACUCGGCGGUAAACGGGGGACAGGGAGAUUUCCUUGGCGACCGGCCGGGGCCGAGCCAACCCAUUGGUGCUGUUUCUGAGUGGAAAGGAAGGGGACACGACCACAAACAAACCUCGCUGGGUUCGGGGGAUGCCAAGAUGUGCUAAUGCCCUCGCGGAACUGCUGUCGCGCCCCCUGUACCUCAGAGCCGCUCUGCCCUGCACCCCCUGCCCACGCGCCCCUUGAUUCCGACAUUGCAAUUCUACCCUGGGCUCUGUGCACGGACGGGGGCGCGCCCUGGCUGACAGGGGGGUGGGGUUGGGCCUCCAGGCCAACAUGACCACUAGCAACGAGUAACUCUAGGGACGUCACACUCAGGGGUACGUUACCCCCCAGCCUCUCCGGCCCCGGCCCCCGGACAGCCUCCCGGUGUGACCCCCUCCCCCAACUUCCCACUUUGCUCUCGCUCGCCCCGGCCAGCGGGGGCGCCGUGGAGCUGCGGCUUUGCCAGCCCUAGCGCUGUCUCCGGGGCAGGCGCGGGGAUGCGCUGCAGCGGCCGGAGGGAAGGAGGGGCUCUUUGGAGAUCAUUUUGCCACAGUCCGAUGACAGAGAGCAACAGACACAGGCCCCCAGAGUCGCCUCAGUGCUGCCGCCGAGUAUUUGCCUUAUAUUAGACGCCUAGUCAUGGCCCUGCUCACGGUGGCUGCAGGACUGUUGGAGUCGCAGCCCUGCCCCCCACUGCCCCCAUUUUUUCAGUGUGGUUUCACCAGAAGGUGUGCUAGGAUUUCCCUGCAUUCCCAUGCCCUUUCUCCUGUGCCUGCCGGAUUAAGGCGUGGGGACUACAGGCUUGUCUCUAGGGCCCCAGCACUGGGAGCCAUGUCAUUGCAUCCGAAUCUCCGCUUUCAUUUGCCAAAAGAAGAAGUAAGUUGCUAGCCCUCGUGAUGGCAGAGAAACGCGCAAUGAUAUGACCCAAGUGCUACUUACGGAUGCAGUGAGAAGUUCCUGAGUCUUCAGAGAGCCUGAAACAAGAGCUCGGAGAGGGGGGCCUGCUCUGCUCAUUUCAAUGGGGUGUUAACUCCAGGCCCUGCCAACCCCACCCCAGCAGAGGACUCUGUAUGGGAGGAAGAGAAGCGUGCAGUGGUCUGGUUCCCCCAAACAGAUACACCCCGGCAGGUCAGGUAAGUACCGGGGGGAGGUGGGGGGAAGGGGGGAGGCUUACUACCACGCCUGCCUGUCAAGAGGAGCACUAAUGGGCCGCUCACCAGACAGUUCAUGGGUGGGUGAUUGGAGGGGCGAGCCAGGGGAGGCCCUUGUUGUUAUGUGCCUGGGAUCCUAGAUUGCAUUGAUGUGGCCUGUUGACACACAGGGCAGCAUGUAUCCGUGUCAGUGACGUAUGUGUGGGUAGGAGCGUACGGGGUGGGUGACAGGAGACGUCUGAGAAGGUCUCAGGGAGGCAGGUAGCAAUGGACAUAAGAUCCCUCUCCAGUGUUUCCUGGCUCGUCGCUCGCGCUUACCGUGAGCCCCACAAGCUCUGCCUCUCACGGUCCCUGCAGUCCCGCAAUUCGGGGAGAACUCUGGCGUGCCUUUAACAAGUGGGACAUUUCUCGCCCCGCUGGCUGCAGGGAACAGCCUGAACGCGUGACCCAGGGGCACCCGAAAGGCUGCAAACCCAGAAGACAAAUAAAACGCGACCCAAACUGA